This is a messenger RNA of Mangifera indica (mango), 2798 nucleotides long. Its product is annotated as U-box domain-containing protein 35-like. The record is from RefSeq and is a predicted model, not a curated record. Lineage: Eukaryota; Viridiplantae; Streptophyta; Magnoliopsida; Sapindales; Anacardiaceae. Bases 238 to 2601 code for a protein of 787 amino acids. The transcript has 10 exons. Gene Ontology annotation, biological process: protein phosphorylation. Gene Ontology annotation, molecular function: protein kinase activity; ATP binding.
UAAAUUCUGAACAGAAAUGGAGAUAAUCAAAGGUGAUGGUGAAAGUGAUGAUCUUUGUUCUGUUUUCAACCCUCUCUUAGCCUCCUUGUUUGCAGAUAAACAACAAAUAGUGUGGAAAAAUUAAAAUAAUUGUACCAUAACAAAAUUCAGACUGAAACUGGACAAUUUUUCGACGUUGGUUCGUUCGAUUUUUCAAAACUAACAUCACUUUCCCAAGUUAUAGGAAGAAAGAAUACAAUGUGGCCUCCAAAGGGACAUUGUACGACGAAGAAAUGUAGUGGAAAUGGGCUAGUUGCAGUUGCUAUAGACAAGGACAAAGGAAGCCAAUAUGCUAUAAAAUGGGCACUUGAUAAUCUUCUCACCAAGGGCCAAACUGUUAUAUUAAUCCAUGUUCUCCAUAGACCAUCGUCCUCUCAUCAAAGCCAUAGCUUUAGACAAGUUCAUGAUGUAAAUUCAUCAACACCUCAUAAACUUCAACUUGAGAGGCAAAGCAAAGAUCUCUUCCUCACUUUUCAUUGCUACUGUACGCGGAAAGAUAUAAAUUGCUUGGAUGUGUCACUGGAGGGCCCGGAAAUUGCAAAAACAAUAACAGAAUAUGUUACUUAUAGUGCAAUUGAGAAUCUGGUUCUUGGUGCCCCUUCUCGGCAUGGAUUUAUGAAAAAAUUCAAGGCUGAUGUUCCUAUGAUUGCGUCGAAAGCAGCACCGGAUUUUUGUAAUGUAUAUGUCAUUGGCAAGGGGAAAAUUUCUUCAAAACGAAAUGCUUCUCGUCCAGCCCCAUUCAUCUCCCCACUAUUGCAUCAACUAGAAGCUCAGAAUGAUCAUUCUGAUGCACAUUCUGUUAAGAGUUUAAAAGACAGGACAGCCUCCAGGCCUCGUGACUCACCUGAAGAGUCUAUCAAGUCACCUUUUAUGAGAGGAAGAAUGCAAAGAAGGUCGUUUCAGGCCUUCUUAGAGCCAGACAGCGAUAUAUCAUUCAUUAGCUCUGGCAGGCCAAGCACUGAGCAUAGCUUACCGAUGGCCUAUGAUUUCAUUGAUGUAAGCCAACCGGCAAGGCUAUCAGCCAGCUCAGAACUUGGCUAUGGAUCACAGAGUUUGGGAAUUAAAUUUAAUGACAGAAUUUCGCACGAAUUCUCUUCAAUUUCACAGGAAUGCUCGGAAAGUGGAACAUCAUGCUCAUUCUCAUCCCAGAACUUGGUAAGCCUUAAAUUUGAAUCUUCGACAAGUGAACCCACAGGCAUACUUGGUAAGCUCUAUGAAUGUAUUGCAAUCUUACAGGAUGAAGUGGAAGCUGAAAUGAGGCGGUUAAAGCUGGAGCUAAAACAAACAAUGGAUAUGUACAGUACGGCCUGCAAAGAAGCUCUUCUAUCAAAACAACAAGCAAUGGAGCUCCAACGGUGGAGACUUGAAGAGGAGCGAAGAUUGGAAGAGGUACGGCUUGCAGAGGAAACUGCUUUGUCACUUGCAGAGAAAGAGAAAGUUAGGUGCAAGUCUGCAGAGGAAGCGGCAGAAGCAGCGAAAAGAAUUGCAGAGUUGGAAGCGCAAAGAAGAUUGAAUUUCGAGAUGAAAGCUAUGCUGGAUCAAGAGGGCGCAAUUGAUCUCAGAUAUAGGAGAUACACUAUAGAUGAAAUAGAAACAGCAACAGAAUCCUUCUCCGAACAUCUUAAGAUUGGCGAAGGAGGCUAUGGCCCUGUAUAUAAGGGCUAUCUUGAUCACACCCCAGUUGCAGUCAAGGUUCUACGCCCUGAUGCCGCUCAAGGAAGGUCACAGUUUCAACAAGAGAUUGAAAUUCUUAGCUGCAUAAGGCAUCCGAAUAUGGUGCUCCUUCUAGGAGCCUGCCCAGAGUAUGGCAUAAUUGUAUACGAGUACAUGGCCAAUGGAAGCUUAGAGGAUUGCCUCUUCCACCAAGGAGAUAAGCAACCGAUUUCCUGGCAAAUCAGGUUCCGAAUUGCAGCAGAGAUUGCCACAGGCUUACUCUUUCUGCAUCAAACCAAACCCGAGCCAUUAGUCCACCGCGACCUCAAGCCUGGCAACAUAUUGCUAGAUCAAAACUAUGUUAGUAAAAUUGGCGAUGUUGGAUUAGCCAGGCUUGUACCAGCCGUUGCCGAGAAUGUAACACAAUACCGAAUGACAGCAACAGCUGGGACAUUCUGUUAUAUUGAUCCUGAGUACCAGCAAACCGGAAUGCUGGGUGUAAAAUCAGAUGUUUAUUCACUAGGAGUGAUGCUUUUGCAACUGGUAACGGGUAAGCCCCCAAUGGGAUUGACACACUAUGUUGAAACAGCUAUUGAGAAUGGAACGUUAAGCAAAAUGUUGGAUCCGUCUGUGGCUGAUUGGCCGAUGGAAGAAACCCUUUCCUUUGCAAAGCUAGCAUUGCAAUGUGCAGAGCUUAGAAGAAAAGACAGGCCAGAUCUUGGCAAGGUUGUGUUGCCGGAGCUGAACACACUGAGAGAAUUUGCUGAAGAAAAUAUGAACUCCUUACCGUUGGAAGGUGACAUAUUAAUAGUGACACAGGAUGAAGUCCCAAAAAGCCAAUCAAGCACAUCGUCAGACAUGGAAAAACCACCAGAAUCAACAGAAGAAGCAUCUGAUGGAGGAGACUAAGAGAAGCUCGGUGUUACAUUGAUGGAGCAAAGGCUAAAUGUAUCUUGAGAGUUGAAGAGUAAUUUUUCAUGUAUAUAUUCAGCAUGUUGUAGAUAUGUAGGAAGCAUGAUGAAUGUCCACCAUGCUUAGGAUACUCAGCAAAAGCAAAUAGUGCCAUCUACGUAUUCAAGAACCUUGCUCACAAAUGCGGCUAUUAU